Messenger RNA from Labrus mixtus (cuckoo wrasse), 1571 nucleotides. It is a transcript of the gene mpg, whose product is annotated as N-methylpurine DNA glycosylase. The transcript has 3 exons. Lineage: Eukaryota; Metazoa; Chordata; Actinopteri; Labriformes; Labridae. Bases 129 to 1025 code for a protein of 298 amino acids. Gene Ontology annotation, biological process: base-excision repair. Gene Ontology annotation, molecular function: alkylbase DNA N-glycosylase activity; DNA binding. The record is from RefSeq and is a predicted model, not a curated record.
AGUAGCAUUCGCAUUGAACUUCUAAGUCAUUUAUGCAUUUAAUUAUAUAAAAAGCGCUGCUGACAUAUGGACAGUGCCGUUGUUGUCGGUGGUGUGUUUUUACAUUUUCAGACCUAGCUGUAUAUAUUAUGUCUGAGAGAAAAAGAAAGAAGGUAGUAUGGACAGAAGCAGCAGUCGCACCUGAACACAUUUUAGACGAACAUACACACCAGACGGAUUUGACGCCAGAGAAGCAGACUAAGCAUGAAAGUGCUGUGGUAGGACGAAGCCAUUAUUUUACCACCAACAACAAUGAUCUGCAGUCCAGACUGGGGGAGGAUUUUUUCCAACAACCGUGCAUCAGUUUGGCUAAAGAGUUCCUCGGCAAGGUGUUGGUGCGACUGUGUGCAGAUGGCUCUGAGCUGCGAGGAAGGAUAGUGGAGACUGAGGCGUACCUUGGAGGAGAGGACAAAGCCUCCCACUCUGCAGGAGGCAAACGCACUGAGAGGAACACUGCUAUGUUCAUGAAGCCCGGCACCAUCUAUGUGUAUCCGAUCUAUGGCAUCUACCUCUGUAUGAACGUGUCCAGUGAAGGAGAGGGUGCCGCCGUGUUGCUGCGCUCCCUCGAGCCCCUGCACGGUCACCCAGUCAUGAGGCAACUGAGGGCAGCCAGACGCAAAGAGGGAGCCCGACAACUGAAGGACAAAGAGCUCUGCAAUGGGCCGUCUAAGCUGUGCCAGGCUCUCAAUAUACCCCGCUGCUUUGACCGUCGAGACCUAGCCACAGACCCAGAGGUGUGGCUGGAGAGGGACCCAAACAGCGAUCCAAAAGCAAACCAUGAUGUAGUAUCAGCACCACGUGUCGGAAUCGAGUCCCACGGGGAGUGGGCCAAGAAGCCUUGGCGCUUUUAUCUCCGUGGCCAUCCCUGUGUAAGCGUGGCGAACAAAGAGGCAGAAAGACAGUCUCUGUCUGGUAAAGUGAUGAACAAUUUGGGGCCCUCCGAUGUGCAGUCUGACACAGGACAGCACAAUGUCAAAAGGACUUAACAGGAAUAGUCAUCAGACCAUUCAGCCAUCUGUUCCCUUUUACUAAGCCAGUAUGAAAAAAAUGUAUGUUGUCUAUCCAACAUGUGAAAUGAAUAAGUUUCAAAAUGCUUCCAUAAUAUUUAUUGGCAAUGACUCAAAGUUUAAUGAAAAGUUACGGAUCAGAACUUUAAUAAGGUAGAUUGAAACUUAAUUUAUAAGGUUUAAUAAAAAAAAAGUUCUGAAAUGUACUUUUAGUCACUCAUAAUUCUUUUUUUUUGUUUAUGUCUAACAAUCUGAAUUUCUCCUCUCAGUGGUUCCACAGAUGUUUGGAAAGAUCUCUCUUUCUCUCAAAGGAAAAGCAGCCUGUGUCUGAUGUUUAGAGUCUUGCCUUUCUCGCUGUCUUUCUCUCCCCCACCUUUGGGAUUCCUGAGGAGAGGCAGUUGGACGUCUGGAAUAAUCAUUACUCAAGUGUGCCCCUCUGGUCAGUACAGACGAUCGGACACAUCUGGGACAGGAAGUCGGAAAUUAAACACAAUUUCUUCAAGUUUAAUAAACAACUGAGGCGUU